Molecule: messenger RNA, 1643 nt
Organism: Annulohypoxylon maeteangense
Lineage: Eukaryota; Fungi; Ascomycota; Sordariomycetes; Xylariales; Hypoxylaceae
Product: P-loop containing nucleoside triphosphate hydrolase protein
Exons: 5
Coding region: 248-1237 (329 amino acids)
Biological process (GO): DNA repair; meiotic DNA recombinase assembly; reciprocal meiotic recombination
Cellular component (GO): Rad51C-XRCC3 complex; replication fork; Rad51B-Rad51C-Rad51D-XRCC2 complex
Molecular function (GO): four-way junction DNA binding; crossover junction DNA endonuclease activity; ATP-dependent DNA damage sensor activity
Source: RefSeq, a predicted model, not a curated record
AGGCAACCGCUAUGCUAAAUAGAUCCAUGGAUUGAGGCUCAACCCUGUUGAAAUUGAGAAAUCAACCCCAAAUCUCCAACAGCUGACAGAACUGACUUCCGAUUUCCGACCUCCAAUAUUUUCUCUCACCGCUCGCCUGAGAUACCGGUAUAAGUCCGAACGAUAUGAGGAAUAACGAAAAUCAAAAUCAUCUCAUACCAGAAUUCAUGAUUUGUUCAUGUAGUUCAAUUGCUUCUCGAUAUCCAUCAUGAAUUACGAAUCUGUUCAUGGUCAAGAUAUAUCGAGCUUCGAUUUGACUUCGACUCAUCGGUUGCCUACAGUUUCGGCAGCUCAGGCACUUAAGGAUCUUGGGACUAACCCUCAACGCUUUAUAUCUACAAACCUCGCAUCCCUCGAUCAAAAUCUCAAUGAUGUCAUCAGUGAUGAUAGCGACGCUCCCCCUCGCCCCGGCGGUUUGCAGAAGGGUCAAGUCGUAGAAAUCUGGGGACCCCCAGGUUCCGGAAAGACUGCCUUUGGGAUUCAACUCGCUGCGAAUAUCCUACGUCAAGGUGAAAAGGUUAUCUGGGUAGAUGGGUUCCACCCGAUAUCCCCCCGUAGAUUGUAUGAUGUGAUCGUAUCUACUCACUAUCCGUCAUCACCAUCCACUACAACCCCCUUAAUAGAUAAUCAAACGGACAACUUUCUCCAUUUUCGAGCGCCAACCCUGGCUCAUCUCAUCGGGCUCCUCUGCAAGCCCACAUCAAGUGCGAUCCCAAGCAAUACUUCACUUAUUGUGAUCGAUACUCUAUCUAGUCUAAUCAACCAUGCUUACCCGAGAAAUUUCGAGACCCGGCGAUCCCAAAAAGGUCCCGGACCUUCGGCUAGAAGAUUACAGGUUCUUCAGUUCUUGAUUUCGACGCUCCAGAAGCUUGCCGCUACGCGAGAUCUUUGUAUUGUCAUUCUGUCUCAGUGCGCAACGAGAAUGCAAUUCGAACGCGGUGCCACGCUUAUCCCUGCUAUUAAUGCUGGCACCUGGGAGCAAGGGAUCGCUACGCGACUCGUUCUUUUUAGAGAUUGGGUAAUAGAAAACGACAUAGUACGCGACAUCCGUUUUGUCGGCGUUCAGAAGCUAAAUGGCAAGUCAAUUCCGGGUGGCAUCAGUCAAGUUUUCGCCUUCAAUAUUCAGGCUGUAAGUAAACCCUUCAUACGUAACCACCCUAGGCUGCUAACCUGCAUAGGAGGGUCUUGUCGGCGUUGACUUAGAUGCGAACCAACCAUCCUUGCCGCUAUCACCAAGUCCGCAUCUGAAGCGAAAAUUGAGCCAAACAGAUUUUGAGGUUGCCGAUAGCGAGGGUGAGGAUUACGGUUGGGAGGAUGAGGACGAAUUAGAAAUGCCGGGCAUGCCGCCCCAAUGGCAAGGUAGUGAGGAUAUCCUCCUCGGACAGGCUGAAGAAGAAGAUGCUCAGACGGAGGAAGAGUCAUUAGAUCAAUCCAUACACCUGGAAGAGACUACGGCAGACCUGAAAUCGGGUCGUACCGGGAGCGAUGGAGACGACUCCUAGUUGACAACGUUGGUUGUGGGUCUUGAAAAGCCUGGUCCAGCCUGUCUUGAAUGUGAGACGCGCACAUUCACGAUAAUACGUUCCAUUUGAAAAUUCUACGAG